AUGGCGAGUGUUUGGGUUUCUCUUCCGGGAACCAUUUUCAGCACCGAGACUUUACUCUUCCUAUUUUCUAUAUUGUUGCUCCGGGGGCCUCUUUGCGGUGAGGGCAGCCCAAUCUCGAACGCCGACCAGAGGCUUCGACCCACUCCGGGGCUGAAAGACGGACUGGGCAGGGCGGCGGACGUGUCUCAGCCGGAGCAGGACAACAAUCUGAUCAUGCAGGGUGUGCUGGAGAGCCUGAAAGAGCAGUUCCUGCAGACAUUCAACCUGUCCGGCUUGGGUCCACCUCCGCUGCCACCGGGAAGCGUACGAGAGGAGCCGCCUGAGUACAUGAUGGAGCUCUACAACCGCUUUGCCAAUGACCGCACCUCAGCGCCGAGUGCCAGCAUCAUUCGCAGCUUCAAGAAUGAGGAUUCCUCUUCAAGCACUGUUGGUGUCGGGGGAGUAAGGCGCCACCCGCUCCUCUUCAACGUGUCAGUCCCCCAUCACGAACACAUCACCGCAGCCGAGCUACGUCUCUACACGCUCGUCCAGACUGACCGCCACCUGUUUGCCGGCGUCGACCGCAAAGUCACGAUCUACGAACUGGUACGUCAUGACGAAGAGGACAACAGCACAGACGAGAAUUUUGCGAGAGGAGACGACCUUGGGGGUCAACAGGCGCAUACGGAGCUGUUGGAGUUGGCGUCGAGACAAGUGUACGGCACCGACGAUGGCUGGGAAGCGUUCGACCUCACCGCUUCUGUCCAGCGGUGGCGUAAAUCUGAGCACGGGACCACUCAUCGUCUGGAGGUGCACAUUGACAGCGUGGCCGGCGAAGACACGCGACGUGUCGCAGACCGAGGUAAAAAUGAGAAUACCGAAGCGGACAUGAAGAUUGACACCAACGUGAAGGAAAAACACAAGCCCCUGUUGAUCGUUUUCUCGAAUGAUGAAAGCGGCGAUCAUCGUGAUGACAAGCAUGACCUGGAAGAGAUGAUCGACCACGAAACCUCCAACGUCAUGCUCCGAAACGACUUGGGAAAUGACUUGCCGGGCGAGCUGGAGACAAAGGGCUACGACAGCAAUGACGAGUCCGAACCGGAUGAAGCCGACCUGCUCCAGAUGCGCUCGAAUCUGAUCUACGACACGAGCUCGCGCAUCCGUCGCAACGCCAAGGGAAACCACUGCAGGAGGCAACCUCUGCACGUAGAUUUCAAGGAUAUCGGAUGGGACAGUUGGAUCCUGGCGCCCGGCAGUUACGACGCCUACGAGUGCGCUGGGAUCUGCUCGUUCCCGCUCACAAAGCACGUCACACCCACCAAACACGCCAUCGUCCAAACGCUGGUCAACAUCAACAGUCCUCAGAAAACAGCGCGAGCGUGUUGCGUGCCCACCAAGCUGGAUCCCAUCUCACUCCUGUACCUGGACGACACAGGCGUGGUCACGUAUAAGCAUAAGUAUGAAGGGAUGGCGGUGGCCGAGUGCGGCUGUCGAUAGCCGCACUCUGGAGGAGUGACGUGAAGUCAACCAAAAGCUAAACGAGUCCGAGAGUGCCAUUGGACUCUCAAUCAGUAGGACUGGAAGUGCAUGUAAUCACUUUUUAUUAAGUCCUUGUGUGGCUGGACUUUGUCCGUCGAGACAGAAAAGACGAUAUCUUCUUCGUCGUGGAUGGCGGCCGCCGACGCGGUGAGCUCAGAGGCAGCGGCGGUCAGGCAAGAGUGACGCUCACGCGUCUUUUUGCCAGCGCGACUCAAAGUUACAAGAAGUUCCGAAAGCGGAUCUAAGCCAGCACAUUCUGCUGCGUAUGCAAUUGUCUGUGGGAACUCGUGGGCCAGAGGUUCCCCCUCCUGCUCCGUCCCCCUGACAUGUGUUUUCCUCUCCACUUAUCUCCGCCCUCCCCACUUGAUGCAAGCACUAAUCAGCUCUUCAUGCUCCCUGCCACAAUGAAAUGACCUCCUGGAGGCAACCUGACAAGACUUGAACUCUCCAGGCUCGCCUCCUGCAGGCCCCUGAUAUGUGGGCACCACCACUGGCGGGGUUAUCUGUCCCAACCCAGUUUCCCACUUCACAUGACUCUUUUCCACUACCAAACCAAACACACACACACACACACAAAAGUGAUAGCAUGGUGUUUGAGGUUGGGAAGUAUGUACUGAUCAAACUUGGAUGUCAUUCCAGAGGAUGUUUGAGGUGUCCGUAUGAGGGAUUGAGACAAAACAAAGGACCAGGGGUUGACCGCAUUCCGAGGCAACUCAUUAUGUUAACUGUCUCACCUUGCUGACCUCGCAUGUCCUAGUCCUCAUCCAUCACUUGGAUGCUAAAUGGCCUUUCGGGGGGGGGGGGGGGGGGGGGCGUUAUAUUUAUCAUAUGUGAACCAAAGUCAGGGACUUAAAAAGAAGCAAAGUUGUCUCGAUAAAACCUAAAAGAAAAAUAUGUUUUCUUUUGUUAUAAGGCUUUUGAUACCUCUGCUGCUUGUAAUAAACACACUACUAUUUAUUGUUCUAAUUUAUUCUUCCUUUUUUUCAAGUGAAACAAAUAUUGAUAGUUACAUUUCGAGUUAAAGUGACUUAUUUUUCUGGGUAGGUGUCUUUUAGCUAAAAAUUAUGCAGGAAAGUGGCAAAGGUCCAAAGACAAAAGCACUGUUUGAAUUAUUACCAUCGCAAAAAAUAAAAAAUAAAAAUAAUUACAUGUCCUUGCAGUUUCUCAAGAGAUUUAAAACGUAAAUUUCUAAUUGCUCGACAUUAGGGGGUCGCACUCAUUUUUUGUCACGGGCCACAUCGUAGUUCUGGUUUUCCUCAGAGGGCCAUUAUGGCUGUGAACCAAUUUCAAUUCAUGUCUCACAUCAUCACGUAUACACAACAAUUUGGUGGAGAACCAAUUUUUUUAAAUCCACUAAUUUUCAAAGGGUGAUGAGUAACAAAAUAUGCUUGCGAUAUCUCAAUGUGAUUAAAAGUGAAGGUAAUUUGCAAUUUGGGUAUUUUAGUAGGCAAAUACGAAGGUGACGAACAAGCUUUGCAUUUGUGGGCCACAUAAAAUGAGGUGGCGGGCCAAAUCUGGCCUCAGGGUCUUGAAUUUGACAUCUGUGCUCUAGAUGAUUCAAAAAGGCAUUUGGAUCCCAGAACAAAAUGAAUGACAAAUUCAUUCAAAACAUUGAAUGCUUCUUUAAGUUUAAGUUCAUGUGAAUUCCUCAUGAUCUUCAUAUGUUGUGGUGUCGUUUGGCUAUUUACAAUGAAGAUGAGGCUUGACAUUUUGAGCGAAAGAGCGCACUGGAUGGUUAAGAAUCAUUUGGCCUGCUUCUUCUCCAUUGCUUUCUACAUCCAUUGGUAUCAGCGUACAGGUCAGAGUUCACCUCAUGGCUUCCAAACAAAGAAGCAUGGGAAAGUGAUUAGCGGGACUGUUAAUGACGAAAAUGGAUUGUGUGUGUGCGCUCACACUGACACUGUGAUGGAAAACCUGUGCGUGAGGCUGAGCACUGAUAAAUUGUUCUGAAUGAUGAUGACUCCUGCGAUUGGCCGGCAACCGGUUCAGGGUGCCCCCCGCCGACCGGGAGAGGCUCCAGCGCGGCCUCGACCCUUGUGAGGAUAAUCGGAUUAGAAAAUAGAUGGAUGCGGUGAAUGGAUGAUGACUGUUGUCAAAUUGUAAAAUCCUGACUGCAAUAUUGUAUUGCUCUUUUCGUGUACCAACGCACAAUGAGGUUGUAAAUAAAGGAUGUGAUCCAAUUUA
This is a messenger RNA of Hippocampus zosterae (dwarf seahorse), 3702 nucleotides long. RefSeq names its product bone morphogenetic protein 10 (gene bmp10). The coding region runs from base 1 to 1476 and encodes 491 amino acids. Lineage: Eukaryota; Metazoa; Chordata; Actinopteri; Syngnathiformes; Syngnathidae. Gene Ontology annotation, biological process: SMAD protein signal transduction; BMP signaling pathway. Gene Ontology annotation, molecular function: growth factor activity; cytokine activity. The record is from RefSeq and is a predicted model, not a curated record. Gene Ontology annotation, cellular component: extracellular region. The transcript is spliced from 2 exons.